CGGGGAGGUUUGGUUGGGCAGCCCCGCCCCGCUGACCCGGCUUCUCCCCCUGGCUCGCUCCUGCCCCGGCGUGCAGGGCCCCGCCGCCGCCAUGUCCGGCUCGUUCGAUCUCUCGGUGCAAGAUCUCAACGACCUGCUCUCGGACGGCAGCGGCUGCUACAGCCUCCCGAGCCAGCCCUGCAACGAGGUCGUCCCGAGGGUCUACGUGGGCAACGCGUCUGUGGCUCAGGACAUCUCCCAGCUGCAGAAAUUGGGCAUCACCCACGUCCUGAAUGCUGCCGAGGGCAGGUCCUUCAUGCACGUCAACACCAAUGCCAACUUUUACAAGGAUUCCGGCAUCAUCUACUUGGGCAUCAAGGCCAAUGAUACGCAGGAGUUCAACCUCAGCGCCUACUUUGAAAGGGCCGCGGACUUCAUUGACCAGGCCUUGGCGUACAAUAACGGCCGGGUGCUUGUCCACUGCCGUGAGGGGUACAGCCGCUCCCCAACGCUCGUCAUCGCCUACCUCAUGAUGCGGCAGAAGAUGGACGUCAAAUCUGCUCUCAGCAUCGUGAGGCAGAAUCGUGAGAUCGGCCCCAAUGACGGUUUCCUGGCCCAACUCUGCCAGCUCAAUGAUAGGCUAGUCAAGGAGGGGAAGGUGAAACUCUAGGGUGCCCACAGCCCCUUCUGCUGAGGUCUGACUGCCAUGCUUAGGACACACAGUGUACCCUGUUCCCAGUGUCACAAGGCACCUGCCCAUAUGUCUGUCCCGUUGUGGCCCGGGGCUGCUCCACCCUUAGGGAGCACAUGAAGAAGCUUGCUAAGGAGGCCAUUCUUGCUCCUUGGCUGUCCUUUCCUGUAGUCUAUGUCCUUUCUCUGAGGUGGGGGCUCAGGGAGGAAGCCUGUGGCAUAGACACGUCUCAGUGACCCAGGGCAGGAGGCCUGUGAGGGUGUAAGGCCCCAAGACGCUCACAGGCGCUCCUCAUGGCCCCCCUCCCCCACCUGGGUUCCCCCUGAGUGGUCUAGCAUGGUGACCCUGGUAAAGGAUCUAUGCAAACACAGGCUCUGCUCUGCCCACGUCUGUCAGUCACUGGUCCUCACAGCCCGCCACACCCUCUUAGGCAGAGGCAUGACAUGAGUUCCAAAGCAGGGUGGAGAUGGGUUAUUAGUAGCCGAAUUUCCACAAAGAGGCUGCGUUUUAAUUAUUUCCUUAGAAUUAAAGAUAUUAUAUGGGGGCCCUUGGUUAGGCAGAUCUGUUUUUCCCGGAGGGCUGUCCCGAUUCUUUGGGAUGUUUAGAGUAUGCCUCUUUGGGGAUCUUACGUUCCAUAUCUGCUGCUUUGGUGCCUUCUCUGUGGAUGGCUCUGUUCUUUUGCUUGUUAGAAGAGCGAUGCCUUGGGCAGGGUUUUAUUUCUCUUUUUUUAAAAUACAGGGUGUUGAGGUCCGGCCUAUUAAAAAAAAAACAACAACAAAAAACAAAAAAAACAAACCCACCAUUUGGAGAAUUGCAAGGGUUUUAUCCUGAAUUAUAGUGUGGGUGAGCCCAAGCGAUCAUACUAACUGCUUUUCAUCCUGGUUGCUAUUCUAAGACUGGAAGGAGGAAGUUGCCCAAUUAUAGCUCAUGUGCAUGGGUGUGUGCAUGGGUGUGAAGUGGUGGUGGGUGGGGGUGCUGUCCCCUCAGGGACAGAGGGGGAAUGAAGAGUCCCUGUGCUCACCCUGCCCAUUUAUGGGUGGUUCUGAUGGAGUGACUCUCUGGGCAGAAACGAGACUCGCUGUGUCAUGCCGGCCGAUCUCUCCUUUAUUGGAGAGAGAACAAACAAAGAAUGACCUUGUAAAGGACUUUGUAAGGAUGGUUUGGAAACAUGCUGGACCUUAUGUGUGUACACAUUUGCCAGAGAGUGAACACGGUCUUCUUGGGACUUGUUCUUGUUGCUCUGUGUGUAUCCCAGGGUCACACAGAGCAGAGGGGUGGCACUCAGCCACCACCCCAGCACCUAGCGCAUAGGCAUCUUUUAAAAGCCUAUUUCUAGGCGACCUGGAGCUGUGGGGCUGCCCAGUGUGUCUGGAGUGUUGUGUGUAUGGAGUGUUGUUGUCACGGGGCACCUGGGUCCCAGCAGCCUGUAUGCCUGCUUGUAGGAUGUCUUGCCGGAGUUUGCCAAGAAAUCUUACUUGGAGGGAGAGAAAUGUCAGGGAUUUUUGUUGAAUGUUUCAAAUUCAGCUUUAAAUGGGAACCUCGGCCGUGUUGACUGUGAAGGUGGGGAAUGUGCCUUUUUCAGAACUGCUGAGGAGUGUCUGGCAGGAGCCUGGAGAAGCAGGUGCAUUUUAGGCCCUGACUCCUGGAGUAAAGACCUCUGAUGACAGCAGGGGCAGAACUGUGCAGCCUGGAUGGUCAUUGUCCCCUAUCCUAUGUGACCACAGCAGCCCCGGACACAUGGAACCCGUCCUCUUCUUUCCAGAAUGAAGUGGCCACAGCCAAACUGUGUACCUCACUCCGUAGUUUUCAAGUGGCUUUCUUGCUUCAUCUGAUUGCACUUCAUGAUAACCCGGUAAAGCUGACAGAACUUACCUGUGUGUCGUCAUGAGAGA
Peromyscus californicus insignis is the source of this 2562-nucleotide messenger RNA. RefSeq names its product dual specificity phosphatase 3 (gene Dusp3). The record is from RefSeq and is a predicted model, not a curated record. Gene Ontology annotation, molecular function: protein tyrosine/serine/threonine phosphatase activity; MAP kinase phosphatase activity. NCBI's taxonomy places the organism in Eukaryota, Metazoa, Chordata, Mammalia, Rodentia, Cricetidae. The transcript is spliced from 3 exons. Gene Ontology annotation, cellular component: cytoplasm. The coding region runs from base 92 to 649 and encodes 185 amino acids. Gene Ontology annotation, biological process: protein dephosphorylation; negative regulation of MAPK cascade.